Messenger RNA from Zootermopsis nevadensis, 2065 nucleotides. RefSeq lists its product as uncharacterized. Gene Ontology annotation, molecular function: zinc ion binding; nucleic acid binding; histone binding. Gene Ontology annotation, biological process: protein K48-linked ubiquitination; ubiquitin-dependent protein catabolic process; double-strand break repair. Gene Ontology annotation, cellular component: nucleus; ubiquitin ligase complex; site of double-strand break. The record is from RefSeq and is a predicted model, not a curated record. Lineage: Eukaryota; Metazoa; Arthropoda; Insecta; Blattodea; Termopsidae.
UAUCUUAUAUAAGAAUUAUUACAAAUCAUUACAUUACAGAGACGUAUUUACGUCAGAUUCUCCGGAUCCGUGGUUCAACUGUCAACUUCUUCACUUUCCAAUAGAAACGUGUUUCGUACCACUUUGGAUUUUCCCGCCAUUGUUAACGGGCAAUUUCGUAAUACUGAUUGUGUUGGUAGAAAUGUAUGUUAACAGGUUGUGAAGGUGGUAUGUGUUAAGUAUGUAAUGCCAUGCCUUGAAACAGAUUUUACAUAUAUUUAUUUGGUUUUCAAAAUACGUUGCGUAUAGGUCAAAAGAAUGGUCGAAGGUGCCGUGUUGAUAGGGUCAGGGGUUCGUGACAAAUACUCAAAGAUUAAUAUCAUUCAUCCAGAGUUUAUUGUUGGUCGCUCCAAAUCUUCAUCGUUUGUCAUCUGCAGCCUUUUUGUUUCAAAAACUCAGUGCAUUUUUAAGAAGACAAAUGGGACGUGGACAGUGUGUGAUAAAAGUACGUAUGGAACAUAUGUGAACGGUAAGAAGCUGAUGCAAGACAGACCAACUACAUUAAGAGAUGGCGAUGAGGUUGCAUUUGGCCCCCGCACUAAUUUUAGGUACAUUUUCUACACGGAAGAUAUCUCCACAAAUCCUUUGAAGAAAAUAAGGCUGGAUGGGGAAGUUACUUUAGAAGAAGAGGGAUUGCAGACGGAGAAACAGAUGAUGGAAUUGAAAAUCAAGAAAUACCCAGAACAGCGAGAGAUGAUGGACCAUGAGGAGAAAGGAGACGUACAAGAAGAGCUACAAUCAAGAAACACAGAGGAGAAAAAUAUUUUGGAAGAAGAGCUGAAAUUGGAACAACAGAAUGAACAAAGGAAAAUCUCUCACGAAAAACUGCUACAAGAAAAAUGCAUACUAGAAGAAAAAUUGAAGGAAAUGCAAACUGUACUAGAAGAAAAGGAAAAGGCUCAAGAUUUGUUAUACAAACAGCUUCAAGAAAAGGAAGAACAAAGGCUGCAAGAUUUGAAACAGCUUCAGGAACAAAAAGACGCACAGACCCAAGUCCUGCUGGAAGAACUUCGGAAAGAAGUUGCAGAAAAGGAAGAUAUUAUUAAAAUUCAGCUUGCAAGAGAAAUUCAGGGCCUGCAGGAAGAAAAACUCAAAAUAGAGAAAGAUAUAAGAGAAGAACUGUCUAAGAAGGACGGAGAAUCAGCUAAAAUCCUGAAACGAUUGCAGGAGGUACUUCAGAAAGUAAAAGGAGAUUUGUCUAAUACUGAAGGAAAGAAGCAGUAUCUUGAACAAGAACUGGAAAAAAUAACAAAGGCCAAGAAAGAUGCGUCAGAAUCGUGCCUCAAAGCAAAGCAGGAGGUGCUAGCUGAUUUUGGAGAGCUGAUGGAAACAGAAUUACAAUGUAGUAUCUGCAGUGAACUUUUUGUUAUAGCGACAACACUGAACUGCACUCACACUUUCUGCCACUCUUGCAUUGUAAAAUGGAUGGAGAAGAAGAAGAAUUGUCCCGUCUGUCGAACAUGUAUCACGUCUCAAAAUAGGUCCAUUGCCAUGGAUAAUUUUAUAGACCGAAUGGUUGAAAACCUAUCGGUGGAGAUGAAGAAUCGGCGGCAAGAGGUCGUUGAAGAAAGGCAAGUUCAAGAAUUGCUAGGCCCCAAAUCAAAACCUGAGCCUUCUCGCGAGCCGCGGAGACGGCGCAGAAGACGUCGAAGUACCACAUCUUCUGAUAGUCCAGAAGAUGACAGCCAAAGUAACAGUGAAGUCAUCUACGUCAGCAGUAGGAGCUCCUCUGACAUGGAAUCUGAGGCGUCAGACGCGUACAAUUCGGAAAACUUGAGUGAUGAAAAUUAUGUGGAAGGAGAUCCACAUGCUUACUAUGGAGGCUAUGGGUACUGCUAUAGAUGUGGAAGAAGAGGUCAUUGGGCCAGAGGAUGUCCUGACUACUGAAUGUGAUAAAGUAUAAUUUAAUUUUGUAGAAUGUAACUUUAAGUUGCAGUUUGUAUAGAACUACUUUGUGGACAUAUUAUAUAUAAAUAAAGUUAUAAAUAUGUAUUUUCUUUUCAGCAAAUAAAUAUUUUACAAUGUU